Cyclospora cayetanensis is the source of this 1599-nucleotide messenger RNA. RefSeq names its product protein FMP42. Gene Ontology annotation, biological process: transmembrane transport. The record is from RefSeq and is a predicted model, not a curated record. The transcript has a single exon. Gene Ontology annotation, molecular function: transmembrane transporter activity. The coding region runs from base 1 to 1599 and encodes 532 amino acids. Lineage: Eukaryota; Apicomplexa; Conoidasida; Eucoccidiorida; Eimeriidae.
AUGCCCGUUUCAGCACAUGACGUGUCGCCUUCUUCAGCCCCCUUUUUGAACGGCGGGCCCCCCGGCGCCCAUUUCGCCUGCGGAAAGGGAGAUGGAACGCCAUGGUGGCGGCUGAAUGGCUGGAGGGGCUGUUGCUGCUGCGCACCGCGCUACUGGGUUGUUUCCGCCACGACGCUCAUGGGGUUGCUGACGGGGAGUAUAUACUUUGGGUGGGCAGCUCUGGCCUCCAUGAUGCUCAAGUCCGAGAGCUUCUCUAGCAUGUGUUCAAAGGAUGCCAAGGGCCACUUCAUCGAUGAUGGGAGGAACGCGAGGAGCUUGGCUAUCUGCGAUGCGCAGGACGCUGCGGUUCAACACCUGUACUCCAUUACGCUGUUCACGAUGACCAGUGUCAGUCUUGCGGCUGGCGGUAUGAUGGAUUUCUGCGGACCCAGAACCACAGCCAUCCUGGGAUACUGUCUGAGCAUCCUGGCGAGCUGCUGCCUCGCCGCUAGCCGCUGGGGGGGCGACGUCUUUCUAUACAUUGGAUUCGUGCUCCUGGGGGCUGCUACGGAUACCGCUUUCCUCCCAAUCAUGAGCAGCGCGCGUCUUUUCCCAAGCAAGAGCGGUUUCAUCAUUUGCAUCUUGGGAAGCGCUGCCUCUGCCUCCUUCGGAGUUCCCCCGCUGCUAGAAUUUCUUGCCGAUACCAUGGCGCUAAAACACCCGCUGGACAUCUUUUGGGGGUAUGCGGCGGCAGGGCCAGGGCUGUGCCUGCUGCUGACCUGUAUCUUCUUGCCGAACUCCGCAUUCUUGGAAGGUGGAGGCGAGCAGCCGGAAGCCUCUCCGCAGCAGCACUACCAAGAGUUGGUGGACGCUGCAGAGAAGGAAACGGCGGCACCCGACUCGGAGUAUCUCGUCUCUUCCGAUCCUGCAGUCUUAGAGACGCAGGAGCGGCAGCCCAACUCCGCAUGGACGUAUGUCUGCUCCUGGGAGUACAUCAUUCUGGCAAUUUACUUCUCGGUGGUAUCCUGCGCCGUUGUGUUCUACCAGGAAGCGCCAAGCCGCUACUUCAGCCCUCAGGUGGUGCGGGCAUUGGAAAUAGCGCUGCCGCUCUCCUUCAUUCCCUGCGCCGCGCUGGGAUGGCUGGCAGACAUCUGGGGAAUUGUGUCAGUCAUGGCGAUCGUUACUGCCAACGGCAUCAUGGCGUACGCGUGCGCCCUAUCCGGAAAUGACUGGCUGGGAUAUAUUUCUGUUUUUUGUUUCAUGGUUUUCAUCGCCGUCUAUACUAGCCAGCUCUUUGUCUACACUGAGAAGCGGUUCCCUGCGGUGCACUUUGGCAAAGUCAUCGGCUCUAUACAGCUAAUUGGAGGCUCCGUUGCGUUAAUCUGCAACCCCGUCUAUUCUGCAGUUGCGGUGUCGCAGGUCAUCUCCCUUGAAGAUGUUACUUAUUUUAUUAUUGCAUUCCUUCUCACGCAGUACAUUUGGCUCCUCUACCUCUGGCGAGUGCAGAAAAGCGAAGAAGAGGCCCUGGAGCAACAACUGAGUGAUGUUGGUGUGCAGCUGCAGAAAAAACUUCAGCUGGAAGCUCGACACACGCAGACGGAGGAGGUGUCCUUUGCCUAG